Bolinopsis microptera is the source of this 1193-nucleotide messenger RNA. Its product is annotated as melatonin receptor type 1A-like. Gene Ontology annotation, molecular function: G protein-coupled receptor activity. Lineage: Eukaryota; Metazoa; Ctenophora; Tentaculata; Lobata; Bolinopsidae. Gene Ontology annotation, biological process: G protein-coupled receptor signaling pathway. The transcript is spliced from 2 exons. Bases 42 to 1145 code for a protein of 367 amino acids. Gene Ontology annotation, cellular component: plasma membrane. The record is from RefSeq and is a predicted model, not a curated record.
CAUUCGUUGUCUGACUGUGGGAACUAUUGAUUUUUGAUAACAUGGUACUAGACAUGGAGUCCACUUCAACUGUGGCCAGUAUCAUGGAGCGUGCGGGGAUACAAGAGUAUCUCAGAGUAUUACUAACUGUCCUUAACUUCCUUACCUUCCUGGUUGCUGUUAUUGGAAACUCCCUUGUUCUUCUAGGUACAAUUCGUCACGACCUUAUAAAAAUGGACAGACCAUCCCUCCUCUUCCUCCAAUCAAUCGCGGUAUCAGACAUAGUAAUCGCCUUCUCCAGCUACCUCAUUAAAGGCAUAACCCUCGCCUUCGACCGGUGGGUCCUAGGUGACUUCCUCUGCAGGAUCUCCAAGAUAAUCUUCACUACAGCCUUGUUUAACGAGGCUGGUGUUAUUGCAAUGCUCAGUGUUUACAGGGUGUGGAUGUUGAAGCGGACACCAGCCAGGAGGAAUUUAAUAAAUGUAACGAUAAUAAAGAUAGUGUUAACGUGUUUCUUCUUUGUUGGAGCUGUGUAUCUGACCAUUCUGAUGGUUUCUUUAGACGCUAAAAUGUUUGUUAACCCUCACGAACACACCUGUUCAUCCAAGAUCUUCAGUGAUUCUGAGUAUAAAGUCUACGCUAUCUCUACUGUUAUUGUGUUUGUGUUUGUUCCCAUGUUCGUUAUAAUCGUCUCCAAUAUUGUGACUAUAGCUGUGUUCCUUAAGCACGACAAGAAAGCUAACCCUCGAACCAAUCCGCGGAAUAAAUCUCGCUUGAACAACAGGAAAUCCACUGUGUACUUAUCAACUGAAGCUCAACCGGCUGCAGAUACCACCGAAACCACCACCACUACCACCACCACUACCAGCAGCAAUAACAGCAGCAUGGAAUCUCACUCCGAGUACGCCAGAAUAAUCAUCACUCUUACAGCUAUCUCAACAAUGUUCGUGAUAUCAUAUAUCCUGAUUCUUGUGAAGAAUACCAUGGGGCUUCUGGGGUAUGAUAUCCCAGAUUGGAUCGUGGUUGCCUGGCCCUAUUUGUUGAGUAUUAACGUGAUGAUGAACCCUGUUAUUUAUGCUCUGAUGAACAAAAAGUUUAAGGCGUUCUUGAGAGACGUUUUUUUGGGACGUUAUUAUGGUAACUCUGUAAACGCGGGUUUUACGUGAUUAUUGAUUUUGUUAUCUCGUUUGUUAACUAAACUUGUUUUAUAGUUA